CUCUAUGGAAACACGUCCCUCUCCCAAAGCUAGGUCUAGCAUUACCCCCCAAACCCUCAAAUUUAAAGACACUUUUCUUCAUCGGAUUGCCGAUGAUAGAAGUGAAAAUAUCAAGAUGACUCCAAUGAUGUGAGAACGGCUUCAGCAAGGCAUGUAGCUUGUUGUUGUUGAAUGGCCCCCGCAAUCUUUGAACUCUGAAAUGUAUGUAUCAAGUUUGAGUCUUAAAGGGUUAUUUUCUAUAUAUAGCCUACCAUGCAUGUAAUAAAGUUAAUAUCAUUUC
Molecule: messenger RNA, 280 nt
Organism: Rubroshorea leprosula
Lineage: Eukaryota; Viridiplantae; Streptophyta; Magnoliopsida; Malvales; Dipterocarpaceae
Source: the annotation of a GenBank genome assembly